UUAAGAUGUAAGAGAACAAAUGCAAGGUGAUUCUUUGAUCAACUAAAGAUGCAGCAGAGCAAAGACUAUAUUCAGCAGGUGCUGUUGUCCAGACUCUACUUCACACUUUCCAUUCCAGCAAAACAACUUUUGAAGCAAGAUGACUUAUAAAAGUUGGCGUAUGAGGAUUUUAUUAAGGCUGUUGUCCAAAAUAAAUAUUCAUCUACGAUGAACACUUCCCCUGAAGGAGAGACUGUGAACUCUUUUGCGAAAACAAGAACUCUGUUUAAAAUUAAAGAUCCUUAACUGUAGGUACACAUAAGAGGAGUGCAUCAGAAUGUACAUUAAUCAUAGAAGAGUAAGAAAAUGCCAAUUUGUACAGCUAUUUGCCACUUGUUUUGUGCUGUCUCUCAUGAUUUUUUGGGCACCACUUGACAAUAGUAUUGUGAGCCACAUGAAGUCUUACUCUUACAGAUACCUCAUAAAUAGCUAUGAUUUUGUGAAUGAAAGCUUAUCUAUCAGUAAGGACUUGGAUAGGGUAGCAGGCUGUCAAUACUUGAUCAACCACGAGGAGAAAUGUCAAAAGCAAGAUGUUCUGCUGCUGCUACUUGUGAAGUCUUCACCUGAGAACCGUCACCGGAGAGACUCUAUUCGGAAAACGUGGGGUAAUGAAAGGUAUGUCCGUUAUUAUCUUCAGGCCAACAUAAAGACCCUGUUUGUGUUGGGGCAGCCAAGAAACCUUACAGACAGAGACUAUAUGCAAAUGAGGCUUCAAACAGAAGACAAGUUUUACGGCGACCUGAUUCAAGGAGACUUCUUAGAUACUUUUUACAACCUUACCCACAAAUUACUCUUGCAGUUUAGCUGGGUAAAUAAGUUCUGUCCUCACGCCAAGUUUGUUAUGUCAGCAGAUGAUGACAUUUUCAUCCACAUGCCAAAUCUUGUUGCAUACCUCCAAAAUCUAGCACAAGUUGGUGUUCAGAAUUUUUGGAUUGGGCGUGUCCAUCGUGGAGCACCUCCCGUAAGAAACAAAAAAAGCAAAUACUACGUUCCCUAUGAAAUGUAUCCCUGGCCUGCAUAUCCGGAUUACACAGCAGGAGCUGCGUAUGUAAUAUCGAGUGACGUAGCAGCUAAAGUAUAUGCAGCCUCACAGACUCUUAAUUCAAGCCUUUACAUAGAUGAUGUUUUCAUGGGUCUCUGUGCCAACAAAAUGGGAAUUGAACCACAGCACCAUCCCUUUUUUUCUGGGGAAGGGAAGGCUCCAUAUCACCCAUGCAUUUACAACAAAAUGAUGACUUCUCAUGGACAUGUAGAAGACCUUCGCUAUCUUUGGAAGCAGGCUACGGAUCCAAAAGUGAAAAAUAUUUCCUCUGGAGUUUGGGGUAAAAUAUAUUGUAGAAUUGUUAAUGUUAUGCUUCUUUGCAGAUUACACUAUCAGGACACAUAUAACUGUGUUGCUGCAUUUUCUUAAUACUUGAAUAGACUUGUUGAGCCAAAAAUCUGAAAUCUCCAGCUCUUUUCUCCCUUGAAACAUGAAAAAUGAACAUAAAAUAUUAUGUGAAAACUUUUAAUGUGAAAGUUUACCUAUAUCCCACACUCAUCUAAUGGCUUCAUCAAAGUUUUCUUGGCUCUAUUGAACCAUAUGCUCCCAUAUGUUAGAGUGUAUUUGUCCAAGAGACUUAAGAACUGGCUAGAUAUUACUGAAAACCAUAUGUUUACACUUCCAAUUCUAAACUAGCUGUAAUUACCAUAUGGAACUGAAUUUGGAAAACAGAUUAUUUAAAAACCAUGUACAUCUUCUGUUUAUAAUAAGAUUUGGAAAGAGCAGGUAAAAUAGGCAGCUCAAAUAAAUGCAAUGAUGAAAGUAUUGAUGUACCAGUUAAAUAAUGUUUUCUCCCCAAUUCCCAUGCACAGUCACAUGUUGAUUGUAUGUCUUAUCAAUCCAAUGGCACUAUGCCUGUUACCACGACAUCACAAUCCAUCACAGUGAUAAUUCAGUCCUAACUUUAGAAACCUUGAUCCUAUACAAGUGGUGCUCAUGCUGGCUUCAAGCACUGGUUCAAAUGAAUCCUGAAAAACUUCAUCUCUUUCAAAAUUUUGUAAAACAACUUUAAAAAAUGUAAAAUCUUGCAACCAAAGCACUGAUCUCUGAACAAAAAAAUCAUUAUUCCUCGCCUCCCAGUUGGUCUUCACUGCAAAUAUAUUUUCAUCCUGUUCACUUCUGUUAAACUUGAUCAGCAGGAGACACUUUUAUCUGAA
Lacerta agilis (Sand lizard) is the source of this 2238-nucleotide messenger RNA. RefSeq names its product UDP-GlcNAc:betaGal beta-1,3-N-acetylglucosaminyltransferase 5 (gene B3GNT5). The coding region runs from base 317 to 1450 and encodes 377 amino acids. NCBI's taxonomy places the organism in Eukaryota, Metazoa, Chordata, Lepidosauria, Squamata, Lacertidae. The record is from RefSeq and is a predicted model, not a curated record. Gene Ontology annotation, biological process: brain development. The transcript has a single exon. Gene Ontology annotation, cellular component: membrane.